AUGAUGUGGUGGAAGAGUGGUGCCGCUGGUGCGUUUCCUGCAGCUUCCUGUGCACUCGAUAUCCGACUUCCCGUCUCUGAGUUGGUUUUCCGAUUUGCGAUUGGAGAUUCGGAGCCAGAAGGGGAUCUCUGGUCAUGGAUUCACAUCCUCGAUCUUGCCAUGCUGGUCAAGUUCACUUGGUGCAUUGACAAGCGUCUGCUCAGCCUUGCCAGGUUGUCGCGCGAAGAUGUCGUGUUCCCGCGGGUGCGACAUCUUGUAUUGCGGAUCCAGAAUUCAUUGGUGUUAACCCACUCUGGCAUCGAGCAGCUGCCGCGCACCUUCCCGGGACUCGAACAGCUGUGCGUUCAGGUCAUCGAUGGGCCUUAUAACACAGAGAUGGCCGCGAGCGAGCCAGCUUGUGUGCUUCCGUGUGUGCGCGAGCUGACCACAGCCUGCAAAGUGUUGCCUGCAGUUCUCCCAUGCACACCAUUUGUGAACAAACUGAAGAUUUGGAAUGAAGCUGCCGGGAGACUGCUGUUUACGCUCCAGCGCAUCGAGAGGUAUAUUCCGCCCACGAUAACUAACGUAGCAUUGCAGUCGGAUAAUGGCAAUUACUCCCUUUGGUCCGGGAUCCUUGCCUUCUUCCCGAACCUGCGCACCCUCGAUUUCCGUGUCAAAGAGUCCAGCGGUGAUUCUCGGCCAAGCGAGGCCCCUCACUUCCUCGCCAGCCUAUCGACCAUCCUUCCGCCCACUCUCGAAAGUCUCCGUGUCCAUAUUUGGUCCUCAAGGGCUGUCCUUCCCGGGGGGCAAACGGGAAGAGUGGGAUUGAGCCGUCUUCCAAGCGCGGAUGAGCUCCAGGCAGAACUACUGAAAGGCGCGAGUAGGAGCAGGGAUGGGCUGCGACGGUCGAUUUGGCGUGGCUUGAGUAAUCCCUCACUUUUCGCUGGCGAGUCUGACACCCAGGGUGGCGGCCUCUACUGGGCGGAAACAAGCGGCGUGAAAUCAGCCGCGGACGGCCCGGAUGGCAAGCAGCAGGGCACAACCGGGCGGGGCACAAGUUUUUCACGGUCUACUGCCCCCCACCGACGGCGCUCCGCCUUCCGCAGACACCACCGGCCCGUUCGCCGACGCUGCAAUCGAUUCCCAUUCCACUCCUCUCCACCUGCCCCCAUGUCCUCUCCAGUCCCCGUCUUCGACGCAAAAAGCGAUGCCCUUCCGCCGGUUGGGCCCCAGCGGUCUGCGCGUGCCGCUCUUCUCUCUCGGCGGCUGUCCGUCUUUGCGCAUUCCCCAUUGGCUUUAGCUGAGCUCUCGACAGGGCUCACCCUCGGAGGCUCCGUCGUCGGCGAGAGCGUCAAGGACAUCAUGCAGGCCGCCUUCGAGAAUGGGAUCAACAUGUUCGACACCGCGGAGGACUACCAGAAAGGUGCGGCUGAGCGAAAAUGUGCGGGACACGCUAUCAAAGAACUUGGCUGGCGCCGCACGGACCUCGUCAUCUCAACCAAGAUAUUCUGGAGCCACGAGCCAGGCACGGGCCCGAACGACACGGGGCUGUCGCACAAACACGUUAUCGAGGGCACGAAGGCUUGUUUGCGACGGCUCCAGAUGGACUAUGUCGACGUCAUCUUCGCGCAUCUUCCGAUGGAGGAGAUCGUCCGCGCAUUUAACUAUGUUAUCGACCAGGGCUGGGCUUUCUACUGGGGCACCUCCGAGUGGAGCGCGCACCAGAUCGAGGAGGCGCAUCAUGUUGCCACGCGCUUAAACCUCAUUGCGCCGAUCGCGGAGCAGUGCAAGCACAACAUGUUCCACCGCGAACGUCCGGAGAAGGAAUACGCCCCUUUGUACGCCAAGUACGGCCUGGGCACAACCGCAUUCUCUGCACUGCAGGGCGGACUGCUGACGGGGAAGACGGCACGCGCCGCCACCACCGUGCCCAUGUUCCGCGGGGCGACGGAGGGUCCCCAGGGCGAAGAGCUGCUUUGGAAAGUGCGUCUCCUCAGCCAAAUUGCUGCGGGUGCGUCGUUUCUCCCCGACUUGCUGAACUCUGGGCGGAACCGCGCUGGCGCUCGCCUCGAGGCGAACCUCGGCGCGCUUGAGGUCCUGCCCAAGCUGGAUGCUGCGGUGUUGGCGCGGAUCGAGGCUGUGUUGGGUAACCACCCACAGGAGCCGGAGACGUAUGGUCACCCGCCGCUGGAUCAGGGCAUCCUUUGA
Molecule: messenger RNA, 2187 nt
Organism: Mycena indigotica
Lineage: Eukaryota; Fungi; Basidiomycota; Agaricomycetes; Agaricales; Mycenaceae
Product: Aldo-ket-red domain-containing protein
Exons: 16
Coding region: 1-2187 (728 amino acids)
Source: RefSeq, a predicted model, not a curated record